Messenger RNA from Psilocybe cubensis, 588 nucleotides. RefSeq lists its product as uncharacterized. Bases 1 to 588 code for a protein of 195 amino acids. The record is from RefSeq and is a predicted model, not a curated record. NCBI's taxonomy places the organism in Eukaryota, Fungi, Basidiomycota, Agaricomycetes, Agaricales, Agrocybaceae. Gene Ontology annotation, biological process: protein folding in endoplasmic reticulum. The transcript is spliced from 4 exons. Gene Ontology annotation, cellular component: EMC complex.
AUGGUCAGUGUGGAGUUCUAUGAAGGACAAAAGGCGGAUGAUAAAAUUAUGAGUUCGAGUAUCUCGGCAUAUUCGAAUGAUACGCUCAACUACUCUGUGUAUGAGCAGGCAUAUGUGUUCCCGUCCGCUAUCACGGCUCUGGCCACAACUACGACCAAGUUUGGUAUAACUAGCAAGGAUCUCAUCGUUGCCACAGCGAACAGGAAGAUCCAGUCAUUCCCUAGGCGGAUCUUUGAUCCUCGGCGCCCAUCGCGCAAGAUGACAGCUGAAGAUCAGGAAGAGCUCCUCAUCCAGUACGACCCUCUGAUCCCCAACGAUCCGAAGAGGGCGCUAUCCCAUAACUACGACGUUGCAAACGUGCAAAAAAUUAUCACCGCUCCUGCUCUUCUCGAGUCGACUUCGCUCGUCUUCGCAUACGGCCUCGACAUGUUCCUCACGCGCGUGACACCGUCCAACACGUUCGACGUUUUGAGCGAGAGCUUUAACAAGGUGCAGCUUGUGCUUACAGUUACGGGUCUGUUGGUCGCGAUCUUGGUGACGAGACCGAUGGUGAAGAGGAAGAGCUUGAGGGAGAAAUGGUAUAAUUAA